CUGGCCGCGCCGGGGUGCUGGUGGGGUCGGGUGCGUCCCGCCACGAAUGCAAUCCCAAAAGGCUGGAGCGGAGCCCUGCGUACCAUUGAUUCCAGGAUGGGCCACGCUCUGCUUGGUGGUGCCGAAAAAUGGGACAAGAGGCAACGGAGAGAAUCUGGGACACGGGAAGUUCCCCCUGAAUGUGAGGAAGAACUUCUUCCCUGUGAGCGUGACUGAGCACUGGGACAGAUCGCUCAGAGAAGGAUCACUGCUGAGAAAAAUGACAGCUGGCUCUGUCUCAGUUCCUCAGAUCAUCCCACUUCGAAUCCCACCUCCAGGGAAAGCUCAACGGGAAAUAGACACAAAUACUCUCAUAGAAAUAAAAUCAGAUACACCUGGGGCCUCUAUUUAUUACACUUUGGAUGGAAGUAAACCAGAACUUAUUAGGAAACGUGGCUAUGGGGCGUGUAACACUUUGGAGUAUAAGGGUCCUAUCAUAUUACCAGUGGGGAAAAUAAUGGUCAAGGCCUUGGCAGUUACAAAAGACUACAGGGAGAGUUCAAUUGUGACGAAGGUGUUUGUGGUGGAGUACCAGCAACCAAACAUUGUUUUCCCUAUUGAAGAUGAUGACAAGAAUUUCCUAAAAGAUAUGGCCACACAGAAUAAGGAAGGUGGAACAUUUACUACAAAACCUAAGAAUAGACUGAAUGUGGAAAUCAAGCCUGCCUGGGAUGAAACGCCCCGAGACCUUCAAGAUAGAAAGCCUUCUCAUGGGUCCCCUCAAGGACCUCUCCUCCUUGCCAGUCCUCUGGAAGCCACAGAAUACAGAGAGGAGUCCUUCUCAGCACAACCAAUGGAGUCAUUGCAGUUUGCAAGUUCCUCUGCAGUGACUAGCCAAAAAAGCUUAGCAAGCACACAGGUGUCAAGGAUCCAGAGUGAAACAGAUUUCCUUAAAUGUGCACAUUGUUCUGCCCCUCGCCUGUGUGAGCCCUUGGCUCACUUCUGUCAGAAAUGUGGAUCUCCUAUCCCUCCUGUGCCAGUUCAGUGCUUCCCACUCCCCGAAGGACUACAGAUGGCACCCUGCCUUGAAUGCAGACAUCUUGUGCCAAUGAAAACACCCACUUGCAUUAUCUGUGAGUCACCAAUAGCUCCACAGCUGCAGCCCAAAACCAACACCUGCAUAAAGGGUAAAGUCAUUUGUCAGAUGUGUGGCACAGGAAAUCCUCUUCAUCACAAACACUGUGCGACUUGUGAGAGCAAACUGCCUAAAGUACAGAUGCCCAUGUUUGGAGGAGACUCCUGCCCACCUCUCCUGGGCCAGCAAAGGAAGAUGGCUCAGUGCUCAAAAUGCAACGGCAUGAACCAGAGCAAUGCCCGCUUCUGUGCCUGGUGUGGAGCCAAGCCUGGACCUCCUCCAUCCUAUUUUACUUGUUCCAAGUGUGGUACCAGCAACCAGCCCUAUGCUCGGUUCUGCAUGUCCUGUGGUGUCUACAUAGAGCCCCCAUCCAGACAGAGCUCUCCUGGUAGUCCCAUGGAUCCUGGGGACUCACUGGGAUCCUCUCAGGCAAAACAAUUAAAAGCUCAAGUUGCCUGGCAAAGUUGUCCUGUUUCCUUUCCCAAAUCAAGGUCAGCACUAACAGAAAAAGAAGAUAAAGGAACCCAAACCAUUGGAUUGUUUUAUCCAUCCAGCAAACUGUUGGAAAAGAAGGAGUUUGAGCUGAUUUCACAAAAAGAAAAGGGGAAAAACAUGAGUGAUCGUAAGCCUCUCCUGACAGCCAUUAGUCCUGGAAAAGGUUACUGGAGAAAACAGCUGGAUCAUGUUUGUGCUCAUGUUAGAAGCUAUGCCCAGAACAGCCUUGAAUUCAGAACACUGAUUGGAGAACCUCAAAUGGGAAAGAUUAAUUAUGCCACCAUCUCUGAAGAUGACUAUGAAGUCACUAUUACAUUGAAUUUUGCUAUUAACAAGGUUAUUCAUCCUAACAGAGCAGUGAAGUUCAGCAACGAUUACCUGAGUGCUGGAACAGAAGUCACAAAUGAACAGGAUGGCAGUCAGACUAAUUUUGACUCACGAGCUGUGAGCUCUAACUAGCAAGUUAGAGAAACAAGGUGAAAUGGAGUGCUUCUCUUUCCAAGGUUAUUUAAGCGAUAACCCCCAAUAACGAGGUGACACCUAUACUAUUUAUAUUUCUGACCCAAUAAUGACCACCCAAGGCCCACAAUGCCGACCUUUUUCACCCAUUUAUAGAAAACCACCCAAACCCAUGAAGAAGGAAGAAGGUGAAGAAGAAGGACUCAGACAACACCCAAAGCCCUCCAUCUUGACUCACAUGUAUUACUAUAUACUAAAAACUCAAAAUCUAAAUUUCCAGAAUUCCAACAUGAUUUAAGCACAGACUCACUCAAAAACUCCUGGGAAUACUUCAUCCCUGGAGAGCUGAGGAGACCAGUGAACUGCAGCCACAGGUCACAGCAGUGUUUUUAUUAUAGCACUGUAACUUUAGAUAUUUCACAUACUCUUUUACAAUAGGAACGAAAAACAUCAAUAUUAUCUCUACUUCUGAGCUUUGCCAAGGACUGCCAGCUCUGCCAUAUUUGGCAGAGAUAAGAAAUUAUGAAAUACAUUCAUGCAGAGAUGUUAUUUAACUGCCAUCUUCCACUGAUGUCAUUAACAGCUCAGCAUUUUGGGCAUCUCAUAUUGAACUUAGAUUUUCAUUAAAUCAACCAGUUGUAAAGUGAGCACUACAAUUCAGAAAUUCCUAUAGCAUCAUUUGACAUACUUAAUUCACAUGUAAGUUUCAUCCACUUUGUGCUUUCCAGUCUGAGGCUUGGCAAGAGGCAGUCACUGCACUAGGACCUGUGCAAACCACUGCUUAAAACCAGUAUGAACUGCAACAAAUAUUUCAUUACUCUCUCAUGUGGGAAACUGAUAAAUACUGCUUUGAUUAUGGAUAAAUUAUUUCCAGAUCUCUCCUCCAAGUUCUAGUUGGAGACUAGACUUUGCUUUGAAUUAACACUUGUUUUCCUCUCUGGUAGGCAGAGAUGAUCAUAAUCUUUUCUACUCAAGAGGCAAAAUAAAGAGAACCAAGUCAACAACAUU
Messenger RNA from Hirundo rustica (Barn swallow), 3076 nucleotides. It is a transcript of the gene DZANK1, whose product is annotated as double zinc ribbon and ankyrin repeat domains 1. NCBI's taxonomy places the organism in Eukaryota, Metazoa, Chordata, Aves, Passeriformes, Hirundinidae. The record is from RefSeq and is a predicted model, not a curated record. The transcript is spliced from 18 exons. Gene Ontology annotation, biological process: eye photoreceptor cell development. Bases 47 to 2068 code for a protein of 673 amino acids. Gene Ontology annotation, molecular function: protein binding.